This is a messenger RNA of Anolis sagrei ordinatus, 2786 nucleotides long. It is a transcript of the gene TP53INP2, whose product is annotated as tumor protein p53 inducible nuclear protein 2. Gene Ontology annotation, biological process: autophagosome assembly; positive regulation of DNA-templated transcription. Gene Ontology annotation, cellular component: autophagosome; nucleus. Lineage: Eukaryota; Metazoa; Chordata; Lepidosauria; Squamata; Anolidae. The record is from RefSeq and is a predicted model, not a curated record.
CGGUCCCCCCUUUGUGACGUCACCAUCAGCUGUUUGAACGUUCUAAUUUCCCUGCCGAGAUCAACUGGGGAUUCAGCAAUAACAGGAAAAAUACGAAUUCUAAGGCUGUUUGGACCAGGGAGGGAAGGGUGGCCGGGCGCCUGCACUUGCCGACCCUGCAUAUCUUCUGAGAAGACCAGAGGCACCAUUCGCAUCACCUUCACCCCCCUCCCAGCAUCGAGAUCUAUAUAUUUUUUUCUCUCUCUCCCAGAGGAAGGUUUUUUUUAAAAUAUAAUAUAUACAAAAUAGCAAUUUUCUAUGCUCGAUCUCGGUUGAUUGCAAUUAAAACUACCUCACAGACUCUCUCUGCCUAAAGCUGGUGCUUAAUUUAAAUAUAAAUAUAUAUAUAUAUAGAUUUGUGGGUUUUUUUCUCUCUUCUUCUUCUUGUGUGUACAGUGUGGCGUUGUUUACAAAACAUUUGAUGACAUUAAAGGCAAGGCCUUUGCACUGAAGCCAAGUGAAGAACCUUAUGAUUGCACUAUAUGUAACUCAACUCAGAUAAGAUUUCACUAGGAAACGAACAACUCCUGCCUUUCAGAAGGAAUUGUCCCAUCAGCUCUCUCCCCAUCAGCACCUUCCAGUUCCAUCUGCUGUAGCAGAACAGCAUCUAGGAAAUCAUUGCCAUCUUUCUUCUAAGACCACCUCAGAAAUCAGUCUCCAGCCAUGUUCCAGCGCCUCACCAGCCUCUUCUUCAGUGACAGCAGUGCACCUGAAGACUUUGAGGAACCCAAGCCUUUCAUUUCUAAGGAGGAGGAGGAAGAUGACUGGCUCAUUAUUGACAUAACAGAUAGUUAUGCUUCAGCCUCCAGCAAAGAGUGGCGGGUAGGUGAGAAGGAUUCCGUUUGUGCUUCUUGUUGCCAUCACGGGUCCCUUCCACCUACCUCGUCUUCGCCCCUCUCCCCCAGUGACUGUAUCAGCAGGUCCAUGCCCUCUCAGCCUGACCCCUGCUUGAUGGACGAGAGUUGGUUUGUUACCCCUCCCCCCUGUUUUACUGCAGAAUGUUCCGAUCCUGUCAGCAUGGAGAGUAACCCCAUGGAGGACCUCUUGAUUGAGCAUCCCAGCAUGUCUGUCUAUGUCACCAGCAGCACUAUUGUUGUGGAAACCCAGACUCCUGAGGAGCACAUCAAUCAUGAUGGGGAAGAACCUGAACGGCGUUUGCAACGCCAUGCCCCGCACCACUCCACCUCUCUUGCCACCAAGGCUGCCAUCUUGGAGAAGGUCAACCAAGUGCAUCGGAUUCAAAGGGCAAAGCAUCUGGCAGAGAAGCACAACUUCAGUCAGAAAGUCAUGCAGAGGCAGAACCGCACCCGAGAGUGCCGCCCACGACGGGCCAAACACCAAGGCAGCUUUGUCUACCAACCAAGCCAGCGCCAAUACAACUACUAAGCUACUUCAAGAAGUCUACACUGUGGGGCAUUAUCCGUUUAACUUUCAGCUUCACCAGUUCCUCACAAUGCUUUCUUCAGCCAAGAUGGUCCUCUUUGUCCAUUUUUGAAAUAAAUCCAUCCCUUCUCCCAGGAGAGAACCUCCUACUUUGUACUAAGCUGGCAAUAUUCAAUGGUAGUUCUUUUGUGGGCUUUUCUUGGGCUUCACCCCUAUCUUCAGCCACAAAUUAUUUUCUUACCUAUGACUUUCUUUCCUCUUUGGGUUUCAUCUCCCCCUCUGCUGUCUCUUCUUCUACAGAUGUUGUCCUUGAUUUGAAUCUGAAGGUGAAAGAAACCUAACCCGUCCCACUAACAUUAAGUAGCAAAGCUGUAGGUCUACUUUGAACCUCGAAUAUAUGUUUUUGCUGUUCUUUUUGGAGAAACAUGUUUGCAUCUUGGGUACCAAGCAAGACCAUUUAUUUUCAUGUGGUGUUUUCCUUGGUUCCUAGAUAGCAUGUAUUUAUACACUGGCUAUAGUAGCAGUUUCCAGUGUUAAGAGUAAUUUGGUGCUUCCAGUGACUAUAUCACAUUUUGUUUUCUAAAUAAGAGUUAUAGGAGGGACGAGGUGCACUGUCAUUUCCUUUGUCCUUCACUGUUGCACUAGAGGGCCUGUGACAUCAGUGCCUUUCAUUAUGACAUCACACUCUUCACAGUGGAAACGGACUGUGAUGUCACAAGUUGAUAUGCCAGGUUCAUGUGCAAACUGGAACACAAAACAAUAAAUAGGUCCAAAAUACAAUGAUGAACAUAACCUGUAUCUUGUAUCUUCUUUCCCUUAAAAUAAAAUGGAUUGUAUAUUUAUUCCUAUUAUGCAGAGUUGAUAAUGGGGGCUAGUCCUGAGAUAUCCUGCCACAUUCUUAAUUGUACAAAAGCUCCAUGAAAGUUUUGACAUUGACUUCAAAUGUAGGAUGGAUUAUUCCUGAUGUUUCUGUUCAGCAAUAAGAUGCAGUGCAGAAUCUUUCAAAGUCCAUUCCGGGCAGCCAAGCAAUUUUCAGUUAGCAGCAGAGGUUUAACUUGGAAGCUCCGGGAUUCACUGAAAAAUCAGUCAUGCACAUUGCUUUUCAAAACAAUUUCAAAAGUUGCAUUUAGAGCUGUCACAUAUUUCCACCUCAUAUCAUUCACAUCUUCAUAGUAUUAUGAUAGUGUCAUGAUCAAAUAAAAUGGAAAGCUCUGGUACUUUUUAAAAAUAAAACAAGGCUAAAGAUAUUUCAAGGAACAUUCACAAAUAGAAUUAAAUUAUAUGCAUUAAGUCCUCCAGCCCCUGUAUAUUUUGCCCUGAAUCUAAACAUGGAAAUGUCCUACAAUAAAAAGUACUGUUUUUCA